This is a messenger RNA of Mercenaria mercenaria, 3894 nucleotides long. RefSeq lists its product as uncharacterized. NCBI's taxonomy places the organism in Eukaryota, Metazoa, Mollusca, Bivalvia, Venerida, Veneridae. The record is from RefSeq and is a predicted model, not a curated record. The transcript has 2 exons. Bases 3008 to 3814 code for a protein of 268 amino acids.
CUACGGACCUGGGUCUUUCGUGCGACACGUCGUCUUACUGUGGUACAAUUUCAUGCCAAGUUAUUUGAAAAUCCAUCCAUCGAUGACAAAGAUAUGGACCGGACACGAAAAUUGCGGACAGACCGACAGACUGACAGACGGUUCAAAAACUAUAGGCCUCUCUUCGGGGGCAUAAAAAGUAGGUCACUAGAUCAAAAUAAGUGACCUUGACCCUAAACAAGAGAGAUGAGACCAUUAAUAAGUUAUAUGCAAUUAUUAUUUGUUUCUUAUUAUGGAAACAAAAAAUGCACAUAUAAUUACUUAUAUUAUAACUAAUAAUUAAACCCAGAAAUUUGAGUACUAAACAAAUUAAUCAUCAAUCUACUAGGGUAGUCCAUCCACUGCUGAGGUGUAAUAGGAAAAUAAUAAACAACUUGAAUCAUUAUCUCAUUAGUGUCUGCAGACUUUAUGACCCUUCUACAGGUAAGGCCAUAAAAAAAGCCAUAAAAAACCCCAAUUAACUACUUGGAGGGCCACUGGAUAUAAAAUUAUACUAGAAAUCAAAAUAAACAAAGGGCCAUAACUCACUCAAAAAUUGUUGAACCAGUCUGAUUUUAAGGGGAACACAACUAGGGUACCAUUACAUCAUUCUGACAAAGUUUGGUCAAAAUCCCCCCAAUAGUUUCUGAGGAGAUGCCAUAACAGAUGGAAGGACCACAGGCGCAGAGUGAUUUGAAUAGCCUGAUGAUCUGAUGAUGGUGGGCCAAAAAAUAAGAGGGCAUAAAUAAUACAAGAGGACCAUGAUGGUCCUGAAUCGCUCACCUGUCCCCACAUGACCCAGUUUUGAACUGAGUAUGACGUUGUUUUUUCUAUUAUUUGACAUAGUGUCCUAGUUCUUGAGCUCAUGUGACCCUGUUUUGAACCUGAACUAGAUAUCAUCAAGAUAAAAAUUCUAACCAAUUUUCAUGAAGAUCCAUUGAAAAAUAUGGCCUCAAGUGAGGUCAUAAGGUUUUUUAUUAUUUGACCUACUGACCUAGUUAUUGACAGCACGUGACCCAGUUUCAAACUUGACCUAGAUAUCAUCAAGGUGAACAUUCUGACCAAUUUUCAUGAAGAUCCAUUCGAAAGUAUGGCCUCUAGAGAGGUCACAAGGUUUUUCUGUUUUUAGACAUACUGACCUAGUUUUUGACCACAGUUGACCCAGCUUGAACUUGACCUGGAUAUCACCAAGAUGAACAUUCAGACCAACUUUCAUACAGAUCCCAUGAAAAAUACGGCCUCUAGAGAGGUCACAAGGUUUUUUUAUCAUUUGCCUACUGACCUAGUUAUUGAAGGCAUGUGACCCAGUUUCAAACUUGACCUAGAUAUCAUUAUGAACAUUCAGACCAAUUUUCAUGAAGAUCCAUUCAAAAGUAUGGCCUCUAGAGAGGUUACAAGGUUUUCCUAUUUUUAGACCUACUGACCUAGUUUUUGACCGCACGUGACCCAGUUUCGAACUUGACCUAGAUAUCAUCAAGGUUAACAUUCUGACUAAUUUUCACAAAGACCCCAUGACAAUUGUGUCCUCUAGAGUGGUCACAAGCAAAAGUUUACAGACGGACUAACGGACGGACGCACAGUCGACGGACGCUGCGUGAUCACAAAAGCUCACCUUGUCACUUUGUGACAGGUGAGCUAAAAAUACUGGCACCUGAGUUAUGGACCUUGUGUUAUUUGAUGUAGGAGAUGAUGCAGAACAAUCGUUUUAUGUCUGAAUUGAAUCAGUUUAUUAACAACAGAGAUAUAGUGAAAAAGUAUAACAGUUAAACUGAGUAAAAAGGAACAUAAUUCAUGAAAUAACUGCAAGAUUUAUGUACCUUGUGUAUUAUGAAGAGAACAAUGAUGAGGAACAAGUAUUCUAAAUUUUUUUUCACUCGUUUUCUUCUUACCACUGUAUUCUACAUUAGGAUUUUCGUUUCCAAGAAAUCGGAACUCGCAGUAUAAACUUUUUACCUCACCCAGGGGAGGUAACUCUAGUCAAGAUGACAACGAUAUUCCCAAACCGGAAGUCACAUUUAUACAAUAAAUACAUGUGACUAACUGAGUAAAUUCAGUUUUGUUUCUGCGAUAGAUCGGAACAGAUGUGUUUUCUUGUUAAAUUUUUUGACUGUGUGGUAAAAUUUUGUGGACUUUGUUAGCCAUUAAACAUUUUCAAGUGACUCAGUCUGUUUGUAUUUUCUGCAAUUAUGGCAGAAAAAGAAGUGAAACAGAAGUUAGCGGAUGAUGAUAAUGCAUCGAUCCGUUCUAUAAAAUCGUCUUCCACUGGGAAAGGACGAAAGAAAUCUUCAAAUAAACAGCCUGAAGGUAGUGUGAAAGCUUCAUCAUCAAAUACACAGCAUGAGGGUACAGUAAAAACCUCGAAAGCUUCAUCAUCAAAUACACAUGAGGGUACAGUAAAAUCCUCGACCUCGGAUGCCUCACUUUUGGUGGAGGCUUUAGAAAACAAAAUUUCAGCAAGAUUUGAAAAAAGUGAAUCACAGUAUGCCGAGCUGGACGGUAAGAUUUCAACUUUAUUGUCUACAUUUGAGAAAAUACAGUCUCAAAUCCCUACAGAUCAAAAUAACAAUUCUACUUCGGGUAGAAUUUCUUUGCACAAUGAUUUAAAUGAACAGUAUCAAAUCAGAGAUUUUGACGAGUUGAGUUUGCAACCUGGCAAUAAUGAAAUGAGACAAAUGUUACAUGAUGGGUCAUUUAGCAGGUCUGUCUCGCCACAUCGUUCUAUUUUGUCAGAAAAUAGCUCUAAGGUUAGCCAUUCCCAAUCAGGGUUGUCCGACUCGCCUGAAGAAGGUGAAAUUGAGAGAUUUAGCAGAUAUCAAAAUAAUACAGGCAAACAUAAAUCUCCAGAAGUUUUAGAACAGCCAGAUACUUAGGGAAAAAAUUUGGACAUGAUGCCUUAGUUGCUAAACCAAAAUCGCAGGCUGGUCUUGUUUUAGAAAAGAAUUAAAUUGACAUUUUGAAACAAUCUUGGCGUUCAGCAGAUCCAUCUAAAAUGUCUUGUUAUCGGGACAGUUACAAACAGUCAUUUCCUAUUCAUGAAUCGUGUGAAGACUGGUUCAAGGUACCUACUCUUGAAAAUACAAUAGAAGUGCUAUUGACAAAGAGAUAUGGACAUAGGGCAGCUUUUGGGAAUGCUCCGUCUUUAUUUGGUAGAAAUAUGAAAUCCUUAGAAAAACUAGCUUUCCAAGGUCAGCUUGCUUCAAGAAUGGCGCUUAUUACUACUUGUUACGCUCAACAAGCCUUAGGUAGUCUUUUGGAUACACUUUCUCAAAAAAAUCCUAAUGUGGACAGUGCUGUUCAAAAUGUACGUGAUUUAUUUGCUAUCACAUCAAAAACGCUUGACCAAAUUGGGAGAUCAGGGGCUCUCCACCACCUUAUAAGAAGAAAGUCUGCCCUAUAUGACACAGGACUUAGUGAAUACAAAGACUACGCAUCUACUGUUAUGUCUCUACCUCUUGCAAGUGAUGGUAUAUUUGGUUCAGAGUUUGAUCAAAAACUGAAGAGCAAACAAGAAGUUUCUAAACAAUUAUCUGAUGUUUUACCAAAUAUUAGCUCUCGUUACAGCGGCUACUCAAACCAGUACAAGAGGAAAGGCAACACUUUACCUCCAAGAGAGUAUGUUAAAAGACCACGUCUGGAAUCUGAAUAUAAACCUAGAAGCUCAAAUUUUUCCAGAAUACCAAAGACUUCGUUCUCAUCAGGACGACGUUCAGCUACACUUACUGGAAAGCCUAUGGUAUCACAACGUUCAGAAGGUGCUCCGACCUACAAGCGCUCCGGCUUGGGGAAGGAUAUGUAAACAUACAGAGCAGAGGCAUAACAUUUUUAAGACAGGGACUUUCCAAGCAGGAUCGCCCAUCUCACCAAGGUUCAAAGAUU